GCCCGCGCUUCUCAGAUAGACACCCAAAUUGUUAAGUAAGCAUUGUGUUUUCUGGAGUUCACGUGGUUGCCUUGUUCUCGUUAUUAAAAUACAUUUUUAAUCAAAUUAACAGGAGCAACAGAUUUCGACAGAUAUGGCAUCUGAAUCAGAAUUGAAACUCGGCCAGAAACUGAAUGAGGGGAAGACUAAGCAGAUCUUUGAGCUGCCUGAUGAACCUGGUCACGUUUUGGUCCAAUCAAAAGACCAAAUCACAGCUGGAAAUGCAGUCAGAAAGGACCAAAUGGAAGGGAAGGCCGCGAUAGCAAACAAGACCACGAGCUGUGUGUUCAGACUCUUGCAGGACGCAGGAAUAAAGACAGCGUUUGUGAGGCAGCAUUCUGAGACAGCGUUUGUGGCUGCCCACUGUGAGAUGAUCCCCAUCGAGUGGGUAUGCAGACGGGUUGCCACUGGGUCUUUCCUCAAGAGGAACCCUGGAGUCAAAGAAGGGUACAGGUUCGCCCCUCUAAAAAUGGAGAUGUUCUUCAAGGAUGAUGCCAACAAUGACCCCCAGUGGUCAGAGGAGCAGCUGCUGGCAGCAAACCUAAGCCCGGCAGGCGUUUCCAUUGGUCGCUGUGAGGUGGACAUCAUGAACCGAAGCACAGUGGCCAUUUUUGAGAUCCUGGAGAAAGCCUGGUGUACUCAGAACUGCACUCUGGUGGACAUGAAGAUCGAGUUUGGCGUGAAUGUAACCACAAAGGAAAUUGUGCUGGCCGAUGUGAUUGACAACGACUCUUGGAGACUGUGGCCAGCUGGGGACCGAAGCCAGCAGAAAGACAAACAGGUGUAUCGCGACCUGAAGGAGGUCACACCAGAGGCCAUGCAGAUGGUGAAAAGGAACUUUGAAUGGGUCUCUGAAAGAGUUAAGCUUCUCUUAGAGCCUCAGGCAAGUGGUAGGGUUGUGGUUCUGAUGGGCUCCACUUCAGACAUGGCCCACUGCGAGAAGAUCCGCAAAGCGUGCGGUACUUACGGCAUCCCCUGUGCCCUCAGGGUCACCUCUGCGCACAAAGGACCAGACGAGACACUCCGCAUCAAAGCAGAGUAUGAGGGGGAUGGAGUGCCCACUAUCUUUGUGGCUGUGGCAGGCAGAAGUAAUGGACUGGGUCCAGUGAUGUCUGGGAACACAGCCUAUCCUGUCAUCAACUGCCCCCCAGUAACCCCUGACUGGGGAGCUCAGGACGUCUGGUCCUCCCUUCGCAUGCCCAGCGGUCUUGGCUGCUCCACUGUGCUCUCGCCAGAUGCUGCGGCCCAGUUUGCUGCUCAGAUCCUGGGACUGACAGACCACCUGAUCUGGGCCAAACUACGAGCCUCCAUGUUGAACACCUGGGUUUCUUUGAAGCUGGCUGACAAGAAACUGCAGGAGUGCAGCAUCUGAGGAGCCUUUCUCAGCAUUUCUUGGUACCAUUCCAGAGUUUUCCUCGGUACAUUCAUGAUGAAUGUGCCUCCACGUUACAUUUCUGGUUGAUAGAAAUAUAAGAGAACAAAAUAAUGUGAUCAUUUGUGGUAGUGCUAAGUUCUUUAUUA
Chanos chanos (milkfish) is the source of this 1560-nucleotide messenger RNA. It is a transcript of the gene paics, whose product is annotated as phosphoribosylaminoimidazole carboxylase, phosphoribosylaminoimidazole succinocarboxamide synthetase. The transcript has 9 exons. The record is from RefSeq and is a predicted model, not a curated record. Gene Ontology annotation, molecular function: phosphoribosylaminoimidazolesuccinocarboxamide synthase activity. Gene Ontology annotation, biological process: 'de novo' IMP biosynthetic process. Lineage: Eukaryota; Metazoa; Chordata; Actinopteri; Gonorynchiformes; Chanidae. Bases 134 to 1411 code for a protein of 425 amino acids. Gene Ontology annotation, cellular component: cytosol.